Oryza sativa Japonica Group (Japanese rice) is the source of this 2002-nucleotide messenger RNA. Its product is annotated as amino acid permease 3. The record is from RefSeq and is a predicted model, not a curated record. Gene Ontology annotation, cellular component: membrane. Gene Ontology annotation, biological process: amino acid transmembrane transport. NCBI's taxonomy places the organism in Eukaryota, Viridiplantae, Streptophyta, Magnoliopsida, Poales, Poaceae. Gene Ontology annotation, molecular function: amino acid transmembrane transporter activity.
AGGAUGCCCAGGUGCACUGCCAUUUGCCACCGGCCUCAGUGGCAGUGGCAGUGUCAGUUCAUGUUGGAAAAGCAAAGCUGUCCACGCGUGGCGCGCCAUGGCGGGAGGAGGAAGACGAAGACGAAGCAGCCGCAACCCUACACGCCUCUCUCACCUCUCCUCUCCUCUCCUCUCUCUCUAUAUAUAGCUCUCGUCUUCUUCCACCUCUCACUCACUCAACCCAAGCAACGCGCAGCACACCAUCACCAGCCAAGUGUUCGACAGAGUUCUUGGCGAGCUAGAGGUGUCGAACACCUUCAAGAGAGGAGGGAUGGGGAAGGCGGCGGCGAUGGAGGUGUCGGCGUCGGCGGCGGCGGAGGCGGGGAUGAUGGUGGGUCAUGGGGAGUGGCGCGACGACGACGGGCGGGCGCGGCGGAUGGGGACGGUGUGGACGGCGAGCGCGCACAUCAUCACGGCGGUGAUCGGCUCCGGCGUGCUGUCGCUGGCGUGGGCGAUCGCGCAGCUCGGCUGGGUGGCCGGCCCCGCCGUCAUGCUGCUCUUCGCCUUCGUCAUCUACUACACCUCCACGCUGCUCGCCGAGUGCUACCGCUCCGGCGACCCGUGCACCGGCAAGCGCAACUACACCUACAUGGACGCCGUCCGCGCCAACCUCGGCGGCUCCAAGGUCCGCCUCUGCGGCGUCAUCCAGUACGCCAACCUCUUCGGUGUCGCCAUCGGCUACACCAUCGCCGCCUCCAUCAGCAUGCUGGCGAUCAAGAGGGCGGAUUGCUUCCACGAGAAGGGGCACAAGAACCCGUGCAGGAGCUCGAGCAACCCGUACAUGAUCCUGUUCGGCGUCGUGCAGAUCGUGUUCUCACAGAUCCCGGAUUUCGAUCAGAUAUGGUGGCUGUCCAUCGUCGCCGCCAUCAUGUCCUUCACCUAUUCGACGAUUGGCCUCUCGCUCGGCAUCGCGCAGACCGUCGCCAACGGCGGGUUCAUGGGCAGCCUCACCGGCAUUAGCGUCGGCACCGGCGUCACCUCCAUGCAGAAGGUCUGGCGCAGCCUCCAGGCCUUCGGUGACAUCGCGUUCGCCUACUCCUACUCCAUCAUCCUCAUCGAGAUCCAGGACACGAUCAAGGCGCCGCCGCCAUCGGAGGCGAAGGUGAUGAAGCGCGCGACGAUGGUGAGCGUGGCGACGACGACGGUGUUCUACAUGCUGUGCGGGUGCAUGGGGUACGCGGCGUUCGGGGACAAGUCGCCGGACAACCUGCUCACCGGGUUCGGCUUCUACGAGCCGUUCUGGCUGCUCGACGUCGCCAACGCUGCCAUCGUCGUGCACCUCGUCGGCGCCUACCAGGUGUUCGUCCAGCCGAUCUUCGCGUUCGUCGAGCGGUGGGCGGCGGCGAGGUGGCCGGACGGCGGCUUCAUCUCCCGGGAGCUCCGCGUGGGCCCCUUCUCGCUCAGCGUGUUCCGCCUGACAUGGCGCACGGCGUUCGUCUGCGCCACCACCGUCGUGUCCAUGCUCCUCCCGUUCUUCGGCGACGUGGUGGGGCUCCUCGGCGCCGUCUCGUUCUGGCCGCUCACCGUCUACUUCCCCGUCGAGAUGUACAUCGCGCAGCGCGGCGUGCGGCGAGGGAGCGCGCGGUGGCUCUGCCUCAAGGUCCUCAGCGCCGCCUGCCUCGUCGUCUCCGUCGCCGCCGCCGCCGGCUCCAUCGCCGACGUGGUCGACGCGCUCAAGGUGUACCGGCCGUUCAGCGGGUAGAGAGAAUGUGAGAUCGAUCGGUGACCGUCCGAUCGAAGUAGUACUAGCACUAGCAAACAUGUGUACGUCGUAUGGGCAGCAGAGCAACACUGCCGUUGCCAGGUGGGGCCCAGGUGUGAGAUAAAAAAGAACGAGGUAAACAAAAAAUUAUUUACUGAGCUUUGUGUGGUGUUUUGUCAUGUAACACCUUGUAGAUUCUUGUAUUAUGAGUUUGAUUGGGAUAACAAGGCUUUAAUGGUUAGUGAAGCACAGCUUACUGUA